UGGUGUCGCCGCGGACAGUUAAAGUUAAACGUUCAGUACUUACCGUACUCUGUGAUUCGGCAAAGACGUUAUAUUAGAGUAGUGUUCCAAAUCAGACAAGUGCGGAGCACGCGAAAACUUCCGAGAAUCGUUUGCUUCAGAAAGCUCGGCGAAAAGAGCGAUCAGCUAGCGGAAGCAAAACACAAAUCGUUGUCGAGCUUGCAGUUUUCCAUUUUCAAUUACCCAUUUUCAAUUACGUUCACUUCUGUUCUGGCCACGAAAUAUUUUUGUGUUGUAUUCGGUUCAUUCGGUUUUAUAAUUUUUUUGAGUUGCAUUUUCCACAAGUGUUGAAGACAGGCCAACGAGCUGAUAAAACAAGAUGUAAAAGUAGAGCCAUUAGCCACUAGCCACUAGCCAAAACCCAUCGACAAUUUUCGCGUGGUCGCAGCCAGUCUGUGAGCCGCCACAGAGCGGUGCUAAUCAUCGCUAAACAAACGCUGAAAAGCUUUGGCCGUUCUCCAUCGCCUGGUCAUGCCUCAUCACCAUCAAACGAACAGCCACAACCAUUUGACAUUUUUAAAAUCAAAUUACAAAUUCAAACGCAGAGAAAUGCCGACGAUCCGCGCACUUCCUGUGGCAUCAGCGGAAGCGCGUACACCACCGAACCAAUUAGCGGCAACAAUGUCAAAGACGUCAGCAGCAUCAGAAUCGGCCGCAACGGCAGUGGCAUCGACAUCGACGACAACUACUAGCCACAAAAGUAGAUCAAUUCUAAGUUUAUUUAUAGUAAUCGCAUGGAACUCUCUGCAAGAAUUGGCCAGUGACGGGAAAGACGAUGGCUGUGUCAGGGCUGCUGGCGACCAUGGCCGUGACGUCAAUGCGGACCGAGUGAGACAUAGACGCACGCCCGGUACUCGCGAUCCAAGUGACGAGGUGUCAAUGGCACGUGAACACCAUAAGCAGCAAGGCAAACAGAAGCCCCUAUCUGGUUCUAGUCCACAUCGGAGGAGGAGCCGCCUGCGAGCCACUUCUCAAGCGGUGUCGAUGGCUCUGUUUGCUUUAGGAUUGCUGCUACUGAAUAUGCGGCCGGCGGCGGCCGGCACCUGCUGGCAGACCCACCUGGGCAGCGGCAAGUGCAGCCAGAUAUUCUCCACGAACAUCACCAAGUCGGAAUGCUGUGGCGCCAGCCAGACCUUCUCCUACACCGAUCGCGAGCUGAGCAGCGUGGAGUACUUCUUUGCGACGGCCAUCGGAGGCGGCGUCGAGUGCGCUCCGUGCAUUGAGAACUGUAAGGGUUUCAAAUGUGGGCCAAACAAAAAGUGCGUCAAGCGCAAGGGAAGGCCCAAGUGCGUCUGUGCCCCCGAGUGCGGGGCAGCGCUGCGUCGAAGACAACACCAGAAGCUAUGGAAGAUGUCGCCGACAGUGGCAGUGACAGUACCACCACCGCGCGGCUCACGUAGUCUAAGUGGCGAAAUUUUCAACAACAACCCCAUCGCUGACAACCAAAGAAAGCAUCAACAGCGCCAGCGCCAGCACGAACACGAACAAGAACAAACCCAAGAAAUGCAACAGAUGCUACGGCGCCAGAGUCACAAAAAGGCGCAGGGCGAGACGAAGUACAGAAGACUUUUGAUUAUAGACAGCAGCAGCAGCAACAGCAACAGCAAUUCGCAAGAGCUGCCCACGGCCAGGCGGAGCGGCGGCAGAGUGGAAAUGACGGGCUAUGAGAGGCGCAGACACAGAAAUAACCAAGGCAAACACUUUACAAGAUCAAUGACGACAGGAGCCAAUGACUCGUCCAAAGCAGACAAGACGCCUGCACAAGCGGCGCUCUCUGUCUCUGUCUCAGUCUCGACUCCAGCUCCAGCUCCGGCUUCGGCUUCGGCUCAGUCUAGACACAAGUUUGCAAAUGCUAAUGAACCCGCCAACGACAGUAAUAGACAGUACCAGAAGCUAGACAAUGCCCCGUUCAGACACCAGAAAGCCACUACCAGAACCAGACGCAUUGAGCAUGCCCCAAAUCAUGACAAUGGGCAGCGGGAGCCGCGCAGGCACAGGCGGCCCAAACACAGGCCCGGCAAGGAUCAUGAACAGCACGAACAGCGCUUUGGAACGGCAGUUAACCCGGCAGAAGUGGCUGAGACAGAAGCAGAAGCUGAUACGAGCACCGCAGCAGCAUCUACGCUGGCAGCGAAUACCACAAUGUCUGGGGCACAUGCGCAGCGUCGUCUGUACCUGGAUGAACACGGAAGUGAAAUGACUGCGUCAUCGGCAGCGGCUGCGGCAGCGACUGCGGUUGCGGACGGCCAUAGCAUCAGCAUCAGCCAUGGCCACUUGGCUAAUGCCGGUGACUUGGCUUUUCUGGGUGGAAUUUAUGAGCCUGUGCUGAUGCAGCAGCACCAGCAGCAGCACAAGAAUCCGGUUUGCGGCACCGACGGACGCACCUACAACACCGAAUGCCAGCUGCGCAAGCGCGCCUGCCGCACAAGCAACGCCCAACUGGAGGUCGCCUAUCGGGGGCACUGCAAGAGUAGCUGUAGAGGCGUCCAGUGCUUGAAUGGCCUAACCUGCGUAGAGGAUCAGUACCUGACCCCGCACUGCAUUCCCUGCAAAAUCGAGUGUCCCCGGGAAGAGGAGGAGGAGCAGCAGCAGGCAGUGUGCGGUGUCGACGGCAAGACAUACAGGAGCCUUUGUGAUAUAAAUCGAAUGAUUUGCAAAACUGGACGUUCCAUCGCCGUGGCAUAUUCGGGACCCUGUCGUGCGGACCGCGUGAGCUGCGCUGACAUCAUAUGUGGCCCGAAGGAUACUUGCUUGGUGGAUCUGGAGACGCGUCUGCCGCGCUGCGUGUCCUGUCGGUACAAUUGCCCGAAGCAGCGACUGGUGCACAAAAUAUGCGGAUUCAACAACCACACAUACAGUUCAUGGUGCGAGGUAUAUCAGCACUCCUGCAGCACCGGGUUCUUCAUAGGUGUCAAGGCCGCGGGGAGCUGUUAGAGAGAAGCUGCUGCGAAGCAUCUACGUAUUAAUAUCAUUAGCAAAUGACAUAGAAGGCGUUAUGGGGGGAGGUAGCUGUCGCGCAUUUCUGCGCUGUGUACUCCCACAGUUCCAGCAUCCAAAGAUUCUCGUUGAGCGUUUCGUGUUGUAAGCGGUGGAUGGCCUAAGGUGGUUGGCAAACCGUCCAAACUGUCCACUAAAUAAUAUCGAACACACUUUCAUAUGGCAAAGUAUUAUCAACCAUACGACAUUACGUAUUGCAAGCUCUCUUAUCCGACAUAUGUAUGUAUAUUGCAAGAGAAACCACAUAUCUUAAGAGGCUUUUGUAUUUAACAUUAACAUAGGCUACUUCAUAAUUAAUUUAAACGAUUGAUUUUCGUGCGCA
This is a messenger RNA of Drosophila persimilis, 3358 nucleotides long. RefSeq lists its product as uncharacterized. The coding region runs from base 511 to 2973 and encodes 820 amino acids. The record is from RefSeq and is a predicted model, not a curated record. Gene Ontology annotation, molecular function: calcium ion binding; protein binding; extracellular matrix binding. The transcript has 8 exons. Lineage: Eukaryota; Metazoa; Arthropoda; Insecta; Diptera; Drosophilidae. Gene Ontology annotation, biological process: anatomical structure development.